AUGAAGGGAAAAUAUGCAUUAUCCUACUUCCUUAUGCUGGUUGUUCUUCAUGUUGUAAAGGGGUACAACGUAAGAAAUGGUAGCAAUGCUAAAAAUAUAAAUAAUUCUAACAGUCAAGAAGGAAGUGUUGUUAUAAGAAACACACAUCCUUUAAAUCCAAAAGAAGAAGAAAAGUUAAGAAAUAUUAAUCUUUAUAAACAGAUGACAUUUAUUCAAGCAUCUGCAUCUUCAUCAAAUAUGAUGCAUGACCAAGAAAAAAAUAUAAAAGGGAAAACUUAUGAAGUUACAGGAGUUGUUAAUGGAAUAGUGAAAGAUCAUCCUUUAUCUGUUGCAUUAGGGGCACAGUAUUCUAAUUAUUUUGAUUCCUUAGAGAUAAUUAAAUUAACUAGUAAAAAUAAACGUUUUAAAUUUUUAGUUAAACCAGGAAAAUACUACUUACGUAUUUAUGGAAAUACAUAUAUGACACCAAGUGCUAUAAAAAUUACUAUACCUUGUGAAAAAUGUAAACAUGUUAAUGAUAAAUAUAGUGAUAGUAUCUAUGUAACUCCUUACAAAUCUGAUCCUAAUUUGUUUAUUUACAACUGGGAGUUACAAGUAUCAUGUCCAUUGCCUUUGGAGAACAUUAACACGGUUCAUAACGAUGAAGCCGAUUGGUCGCAUGGUAAUAAAUUAGAAAAUGAAUUAAAAUUAGAUGCAUCUGCUGCUGCUACGGCUUUAAAAACUUUUUAUGGAAUUGAAUUAAUGGGAAUAUGGGGUUCUGAAUAUUCAAAUAGAUUGUUAAGUGUUAUAUCUAAUUUUCCUGAGUGCAUAAAAUUAGUAGCCUAUGAUAAAGUAGCAAGAACUCUUCAAAGAAAACACCAAAAAUGGGUUUUAAUUGAUGACGAUCUAGGUGCUUUUAAUAUGGAUGUAGAAUUAUUUAAUGAUCCAGAAUAUGAAUAUUCUAAAACAGUGCGUGUUUCUACAAAAGCCUUUUCUUUUUCCAAAAGAAUGGUUAAAAAUCCUGGAAAUAAUGGUAAAUAUUUUUCUAGAAGACUAGAAAAGGUAAUUAUUAGAGCUCUUUUUACACAUGAUUUCCAAUUAUUUUACACAUAUUUCGAACAAAAGCAUGGAGUUAUAUUAUUAGAUCCAAAUGUAAAUAGACAGUUGUUAGAACAAAUAUCUGGAUACCCAUAUACAGAUUAUCAACCAUGGAAUCAAAAUAUGGAAGAGCUAAUUGAGAUAGCCACUUCAUGGGAUGAAUAUCCUAAAGGAUUUCAAAAAGUUAAAGGUUUAAAAUAUUUAUUAAGAAGAAAAAAUGGGUUAAAACACCCCGUACAUCCAACUGCGCCAGCUGUAGCUUUUCCUGGAGGAUCAGAGAGAGAUUCUUUCCUUGAAUUUAUGGAAUCAGCAUUUGUGAAUUAUAGAGAUAUUUCUCAUUUAGUACUUCAUGAAAUCGGACAUUUUAUUUAUGUAAAUAAUUUAUCUUCUGAAUAUAAAAACGAAUGGAUGGAGUUAGGAAAAUGGUAUAAAGAACCAUUAUCUCCAAGCCAAUGGGCUUCUAGAUUAGAAGUAGAAUUCGUUUCAGCUUAUGCUCAUGACAAAAAUCCAGGAGAAGAUUUUUCAGAAUCAAUAGCUUCAUUUGUUUUGAAUCCAAGAUUAUUAAGUUCUAGAUCUCCUAAAAAGUAUAAAUGGUUAAAAGAAAAAGUAUUUAGUGGUAGUUUUUAUACUACUAGUGGAACCCACUUAUUUGAAGUUCUAAACUUAGGUAAUGGGGUAUUUUAUUAUCCUGGAAAAGUUAAAAAGGUACAUGCGAAAGUUAUCGGUAGCCCUACCGAAAAUAAAAAAAUACAAGUAGAUAUAUUUUUAUUAUCUACAAAAGGAUUAGAUGGAUGUGCAAAACAUGUAUAUUCUAGAUUAUUCUCUGAACAGCAAACAUAUAGAGAUGUAUAUUUUUUUCCUAAAGAUGGAGCAGAAUGUAGUCAUCAUUUAUAUGGAGAAUUUAACAUGAAUCCUAGUGAAAGCAGAGGUAGAUGGGUGUCUGAAUCAUUAACAUUUACUGGAUUAAAUAGCAUAAAUCGUUAUGUUGGAUUGGGAUCAUUUCUUUUUUAUAUAUAUAUAAAUAAUCAAAAUGAAGAUAUAGAAAAGCCAAUUCCACUUCUAGAUUCAGUUUCUGUUUAUCCAUAUAAUUCUAGUGACGCAGAAAAUUCUCUAAUAAAAUUGCAAAUAAUGGUAUUAGAAGAUAAUAUGCUAAAAAAAGAAAAUGGAACUUAUGCAAGCUUUGCAUCAAAAGAUAAUAAUAGCUACUCUUACUUCAACUAUACAUCCGAAAUAUAUGAACCAGAAUUUAAUUCUAAUGUAAUAAAAAAAGAUUAUUUCCUAUCAGAUAUUAGAACUAACGGUUUUAGACAGGUAGGCUUGGAAUCUUGUAAAGAAUAUACUGACAUGGAUAUAUCAAAAUUAAAAUGUUUUCAAGUAGUUAAUCCUGUUAGUAUACCAAAAUAUUGUAUAGGUAGCAGGUUUUAUUUAAGACAAUUUUCUGCAGAAGAUGAAGCAGGAAAUCAAAGCAUGGUUAAUUUUUCGUCUGAUAAAUUUUUUGCUGAUUUAAAAGCUGGAACUGAAAGAGAUACACAUGAGCCAGUUUUAUAUAAUGUUAAAGUGUCAAGUAAACCAGCAAAUAAAAAUCACGAUGGAGAGACAAUUGUUACUGUUGAUUUUAGUGUAUAUGAUGACUUAUCUGGUAUCUAUUAUAUUUUUGUAUAUUUAAGAGAUCCACAUGGUGGUAUACAUAGAAGUGACGUCGACAGAUCUAUGUUACCAAAUGAUAUUGAAAUGAAAAAUAUAAAUCACAAAAUAUUAUUACCUAAGGGUUCAAUGGGUGGUAUAUGGAUGUUAGAUGAAAUUAAAGCAGUUGAUAAAUGUAAGAAUGAAUCAAGAAACAUUUAUUCUUAUAGUGUUUAUGUAGAAAAUUCUUAA
Messenger RNA from Plasmodium gallinaceum, 2952 nucleotides. It is a transcript of the gene SIAP1, whose product is annotated as sporozoite invasion-associated protein 1, putative. The record is from RefSeq and is a predicted model, not a curated record. Bases 1 to 2952 code for a protein of 983 amino acids. The transcript has a single exon. Gene Ontology annotation, molecular function: metallopeptidase activity. Lineage: Eukaryota; Apicomplexa; Aconoidasida; Haemosporida; Plasmodiidae.